AUGUCUCUCCGCAACGGGGACCUCAAGGCCCACCGCCCACGGUUACCCUCGCCGCAGCCUUCCUUUGCGCGCGCAAUCACCAUACCCUCUGCCCGCGACAGUCCCGCGAGCAUAUCCUCUCACUUUGGCCGCAAUGGCAGCCUCUCCUCAACCCCCGAGGGCAUCGUGCCUCUGACAAGCUGCUCUUUGCCCGCCGUGCCCUCCUACAUGCUGCCCGAAUCCCUCAUCCAGCCGCCCAUGAGCACGCCGCCCACAUCCUCCCCCAAUGCUAUGGCCGAGGCUCUUAGCAGGGGUCCUGGAUUGAUACGAAGAGUCAGUCGCGGUGCCCAGGGUUUGCCUAACAAGUUCCGGCGCGGUGGCUCGGCCGCCCAACGGGAAAAGAGCUCCGGGCCCGUCAUCAUGCGUCGGAGGAGCAACAGCAGGACAGCUGUCGAGGGCGCCAUGGAACUGUCCGAUCUUGACAUCAACUACCUCGACGACGAAGACGCAGAAUUGGCCGUGGACGAGGAUGGUGACCCCAUAAUUGAUGCCCUCGGCAUCGCCUCCAGCCGACCCAUGGUCAGCUCAAUCCCCUCUACCACUGUGUCGGCGCCGAAGCGGAACUCCCGCGUAGAGCAAGGCACACUGCUGUUCAAGGUCACCAAAAAGGCCAAGAAGAACAUCAUCCUGCGGCUCGACCUGGACUCUGCAAAGGUUUUCUGGGACUCUUCCCGGCCAUGGAAGUUUUUCUACAUUGACGAUGUUAAGGACUUCCGCACUGGAGCUGAUGCCAAGCACUACCGCGAAGAGUUGGGAUACGACGAAAGAUACGAGCCGUACUGGCUUACCAUCGUAUACUCGGACACAAGCCGCUCCAAGGGCAAAGUCAAGACCAUGCACCUCAUCGCACCAGACGUGUUCGUUUUCAACAUGUGGACCGACACUCUCAACGCCGUGUCACGCGACCGGAUCGACAUGAUGGCCAGUCUUAUGGGGUUUGGAGAGAAGAGUGCUCGACUUGUUUGGGAUCGCCAGAUGAAGAGGCGUUUCAACGGGAAAGUUCACGCAUCAGAGGAGGAAACCAUGGAUCUUCCGGGCACCAUCGAACUCUGUCGCAGUCUGCACAUCAACUGUUCCGAAGAGAUGCUUCGGUCGUAUUUCGUCGAAGCUGAUCAAGACCACACUAAUAGCCUCAACCAAGAAGAGUUCCUGCACUUUGUGCGACGGCUGAGGAAGAGAAAAGACCUGAAGCAGAUCUACAAGCAGUUCACGCCUGCGCCCAACUCGGGCAUGGAUCAACACACCUUCUUCGAGUUCCUCCAGCGAGAACAGGGCAUUGACGUCAAUGCCAAUGUCGAACAUUGGAUCUCGGUCUUUGAGAAGUUGGCCGGUGCCGCCAAGCCCAAAGCGACGCCGCCGGAUGUUGACGAGAUCCCGCUUCCUCCAACCAUGAACUUCCCAGCGUUCCAAACUUUCCUCACCUCCGAUGUGCACAACCCCAUCUUCAAGCCAAACAACUCAACCUCGAAGCUCGACCGUCCCCUCAGCGAAUACUUCAUCUCCAGCUCCCACAACACCUACCUCCUAGGCCCUCAAGUCAAAGGAACAUCCAGCACCGAAGCCUACAUCACCGCGCUCCAGAAAGGCUGUCGUUGUCUGGAGAUUGACUGCUGGGAUGGCAAUGAUGGGAAGCCAAUCGUCACGCAUGGGCGAACGCUUACUAAGAGCAUCACUUUCCUUGAUGCGAUCAAGGUCAUCGACAAGUACGCCUUCGUGGAAUCUCAAUAUCCCCUGAUUCUGUCGCUUGAAGUUCACUGCUCGCCUGAUCAGCAGGCUAUCAUGGUCAAGACCAUGCUUGAGGAGUUCGGCGAUAAGCUUGUGCUUCAGCCAAUAACGGACAGCUACCACUUGCCGUCGCCCGAGGAGCUCAGAGGCAGGAUCCUUAUCAAGGUCAAAGGUCCUCCCGAGGAACUUGACACGAGAGCCCUCGCCCAAGAAUUGACCACUCGCAAACGUGAGCGUAGCUUUAGUUCGCCGUGGUCCCGUCCAGUGCAAAUGGAUAACAGCGUCAUCCCCAAUUCUCCGCUUGUCUCGAGCCCUCAUUCCUUGAGCCCCCCUGAGCGUGCGAAUGCUUUUUGGGCAUCUCCUCGUACCUCGGCCACGUCGACAACAUACAUUGCCACACCAUCUCUUAUCAGCUCUGCAGACGACAGCGAUAGCCCUCAUGCAACUGCCGCCGAGGACCAAGAGAAGAGGAAGCCGAAGAAGACGAAGACAAGCAACAUUACCGAUGUGCUGGGACGCCUAGGCGUCUACACUCGGGGCAUCAAGUUCACCGACUUUGAUGCGGUGGAGGCUGAUACUCCCAACCACGUCAUUUCUUUCAACGAACGUACCUUUGACAGGCUCACCAAAGCUGGUGGACGCGACAAGCAGCGUCUUGAGGCGCACAACAUGUCGUGCUUGAUGCGCGUGUACCCCAGCGGGCAUCGCAUCAUGUCAAGCAACUUCGAUCCCCUCCGAUUUUGGCGUCGCGGCGUUCAAAUGGCUGCCACCAACUGGCAAACGUACGAUCUUGGGCAGCAACUGAACGAAGCCAUGUUUGCUGGCGGCAACGACCGAAGCGGCUACGUCCUGAAGCCUGCCGAGCUCCGCCACCACGAUCAGACGCCUGUGGUUGGUCCACGUCGAGCACCGAAGAUGGAAGUCAAGUUCACUGUGCAGAUCAUCUCUGCGCAGCAACUUCCACGACCGAAGACCGACGCCCCUAUUAGUCCGUUCGUUCAAUUCGAAAUGUACUGUGCCGAGGACGCUGGCCCUAAUGCGACUGGGAUCGGAGGUCAGGAUGUCUCGACCCACAAGGACGGAUACUCAGGCAUCGGUCAGCCGCUCAAAAAGAGGACACGCAUUGUCCCAGGAAACGGGUACAACCCUGAAUUCAAAGACGAGAUUGAGAUGACAGUAACCACGCGCUGUCCGGACCUGGUCUUUGUCCGCUGGACGGUCUGGAAUACCGUUGAAGGAAAGCCGGAGAGCGCCCCGUUGGCGCAGUUCACGGCUAAACUGAAUGCCGUUCAGCAGGGCUACCGGCACAUCCCCCUGUUUGACAGCAACGGAGAGCAGUACCUGUUCUCCAGAUUAUUCUGCAAGAUCAAGAAGCAAGACAUCGUUCCAGCUUCGACCUUGUCUGCUAUGGCUGGGCACAAUUCGCGUCGGGCAUCUGUGGAACCUAUGAGCCCGCCGUCGGAACAGACCAAUACCAGGUCCAACAGCAGCAACAUCUUCAAACGCUUGAUUCGAGCUCCCAGCGAGCGCAGGAAGCGCAAAGAAGAGAAAUCCAAUGGCGAUUGGAAAGACCAGGACUGGGACGUUAUCAGUCGCAGUAGCACGGUCGAACGAUAG
Messenger RNA from Didymosphaeria variabile, 3381 nucleotides. RefSeq lists its product as uncharacterized. The transcript has a single exon. Bases 1 to 3381 code for a protein of 1126 amino acids. Gene Ontology annotation, biological process: phosphatidylinositol-mediated signaling; lipid metabolic process. The record is from RefSeq and is a predicted model, not a curated record. Gene Ontology annotation, molecular function: phosphatidylinositol-4,5-bisphosphate phospholipase C activity; calcium ion binding. Lineage: Eukaryota; Fungi; Ascomycota; Dothideomycetes; Pleosporales; Didymosphaeriaceae.